Messenger RNA from Carassius carassius (crucian carp), 1559 nucleotides. Its product is annotated as Krueppel-like factor 12. Lineage: Eukaryota; Metazoa; Chordata; Actinopteri; Cypriniformes; Cyprinidae. Bases 189 to 1214 code for a protein of 341 amino acids. Gene Ontology annotation, biological process: regulation of transcription by RNA polymerase II. The transcript is spliced from 6 exons. Gene Ontology annotation, molecular function: RNA polymerase II cis-regulatory region sequence-specific DNA binding; DNA-binding transcription factor activity, RNA polymerase II-specific. The record is from RefSeq and is a predicted model, not a curated record.
CUGUGAGCUCCCAUUCAUUUCCUGAGAACUGCCCUGAGCAGCUGAGAGGAGCUGAGAGGGGAGGGAGUCACACACAUACACACAUAUACACACACACACACACACACACAGAGAGAGACAGACAGAGAGGACUGUAUAAGGAAGACAGUUUCUGUCGCUCUUCAGCUCCUGACGCCAUCAAUAACAGGAUGUUAAUGCUAGACGGAAUGCCUGCAGUCCGAGUCAAAGCAGAACCUCUGGAAUCUGAGAGAGGGUCCCCCAAAGUGCACGGCUAUCCUGAUAUGGAGACUGUGCCGCUCCUGCUCAGCAAAGUGAAGGCAGAACCUCCAGAAGACCUGCUCUCAUCCGAGCAGUUCCAAACCCAGACAGAGCCUGUAGACCUGUCCAUCAACAAGACAAGGACAUCAUCGCCUUCCUCCAACACCUCAGCCUUCUCUCCAUCUUCAUCAUCGUCAUCCUCACCUUCUGUCAUCACCUCAGUCUCCUCGGGAAUGCCCUCCGUUUUGACACCCGGGUCUUUGGUGGGCUCUCCUCAUGGAGUUAGAGGCCAGCAAUUUUUGCACAUCAUCCACCCCGUCCCUCCUUCCAGCCCCAGUAAACUUCCCAGUCAGGUGCACCGUAUCCCUGUGGUGGUGCAGUCGCUGCCCCUCAUGUACACCACAGCCGUUCACUCCCCGGCAACCCUCAACUCCACAAUCAUGUUACCUCUCCUGGACGAGGCCAAGUACCAGGGCAAAGCACAAACAGACCCCAAUGGCCUGUCGCCAAGACAAAUCAAAAGUGACAGUGAUGAUGACGACCUGCCAAAUGUGACCUUGGACAGUGUUAAUGAAACAGGAUCGGCGGCGCUGUCUAUAGCACGAGCAGUCCAGGAUUCCAUGUCACCAUUCAGUAUUGAGAGCAUUCGACGGCCACAGCCCGCUGAAUCUCCAGACUCCAAGAAAAGACGCAUCCACAGGUGUGAUUUUGCAGGGUGUAAUAAAGUUUAUACCAAGAGCUCCCAUUUAAAGGCACACCGGAGGACACACACAGGUGAGAAGCCAUACAAGUGCACCUGGGACGGCUGCACAUGGAAGUUUGCCCGCUCAGACGAGUUGACACGGCAUUACCGUAAACACACAGGGGUCAAACCCUUUAAGUGCGGGGACUGCGACCGAAGCUUUUCCCGCUCAGACCAUCUGGCCCUGCACCGUCGCAGACACAUGCUGGUUUGAAGCCACCCACUCACUCACUCGCACACACGGGAGAGCUGGAUCUCCCCCAAAAAUGUUCAGCUGGGCUGGACACAGAAAUGGCCAUCCCUGCCCCUGAGAGUGAGGAUAAAACAGCAAGCCAAGGAGGAGUAAGAUGCUUUCCCCACAUUUGCAGAGCUAAACGGGGUCCAUUCAGGAAGGGAGGAGUCCUGAAACAUUUGGAGUCCAGUAUGUUGAUUGUCUCAUGUCUGGUCAAAGGAUUAUUUCACUCGGACAAACGGUUUGUUUUUUUAUUUUUCCUUUCUUAAUCAUCCGUGUGGUCUGUUUAAAUAUGGAUGCUUCUCACUCAACAUCUACAAUGUAAAA